AUGACCAUCAUCCCGGUCCCGGAGGUGUUGAUGUGUCCCAUCAGCCUGGACCUCCUGUCGGACCCCGUCACCCUGAGGAGCACCGGCCAGACGUACGACCGUGCCAGCAUCCAGCGCUGGCUCCUCGCGGACGGCCACCGGACUUGCCCCGUCACCAUGCAGCCGCUGCACGGCGAGUUCGACUUUGACACCGCGCUCGUCCCCAACCGCACGCUCAAACACCUCGUCGACCGAUGGCUCCUCACCGGCUGCCCUGCCGACCUCUCUGAGUUGGCGUUGCCGGCCCUCAGGGACAACCUCCUGCAGCAUCAGCUCCAACCUUCCGGCACCGCCACCACCACCUUGGUCGUCGAGACGCUCAGGAUUGUGAGGUCGCUCUCCCCUGCUGGCUUCUGCCCCUUGCUGCUACGCUUGCUGCUGCUUCCUCAGGCUCAGGCUGAGAGUCAAGGCCACCACCAGAGUAUGGGGACGAUAGAAGAUGAACAAGAAGAGGUGGUGGAGCUGGCGCUCGACUGCCUGAUAGGGUCGCCGUCGACACAAGAGCUCGCAGGCGCUCUUCAUGAUGCCCUGACCAAGACCAACACCAUGUCCUCCUCCUUUGUGCUACUCCUGAGUCAGCAGCAGGGUAGUGUCAAGGCCAUGACGGGCUUAUGCCGCGUCAUCGCAGCCGCAGCCGCAGCAGCAGAAGAGGUGCGCAUGCUCCUGGGCCAAACAGAGCAGUUCAUGGCAGCUCUGGCCGGUCUUGUGCGUGACUCGAGCACUGCCAAGGCCGCGGCGGCAGAAGCUGCGCUGGUGGCCAUGUCAAGCCUCUGCUCGUCGGAGCCGAGCUGGGCGACGGCGGUGGCAGCGGGCGCUGUCGACGCUCUCAUCGCCUACAUCUCGGCGGGUCCUAGAGCUGCAAAGAGCGUGAUGACGUGCCUGCAGACGCUGGAGCUUCUGCUGAGCCUGGACGCCGGCAAGCAGGCCAUGCACAGGCACCCCGAUGCGGCCGCCGUCCUGGUCAAGAUGGUGUUCCGGGUGCCGUCAAAUCAGGGCGCUAGCGUCAGCGAGCACGCGGUCCGGUCGCUGCUCGUCGCGUGCCGCGAGUCGGCGAGGUUGCGUGUCGAUGCAAUCAACGCCGGGCUGCUCAAGCAGCUGCUGCUGCUGCUGCAAAGCCGGUGCAGCCCCGCGGCCAAGGCCAACGCCACGGCGCUGCUCAGGGCCGUCUGGGCUCACCAUGCCGGCAUGCUUCUCUAG
This is a messenger RNA of Phragmites australis (common reed), 1236 nucleotides long. Its product is annotated as U-box domain-containing protein 25-like. Lineage: Eukaryota; Viridiplantae; Streptophyta; Magnoliopsida; Poales; Poaceae. Gene Ontology annotation, biological process: protein ubiquitination. Gene Ontology annotation, molecular function: ubiquitin protein ligase activity. The transcript has a single exon. The record is from RefSeq and is a predicted model, not a curated record. Bases 1 to 1236 code for a protein of 411 amino acids.